AUGGAUUUACCAAAGGGCUUCGUCAAGGAUGAUAGGCGUAUCUACGGGGAUUUAGCAUCACUAUCACAGCCCCUCCCGUCCGAUUUCAUCAUCAGGAUGUGGCGCCUUUACACCACAACAAAUCUGAAGCUUGUCGAUCCCACCGCACGUCGCCUGGAAAACUUCUGGUGGCAAGUCAUGGGUAGCGACAGGUGUAAACUGAGAGCCGAUACUUUGGCCAAAAUUUGGGAAGACAUCUCGUAUGGCCCGACGUUUGUGCCGCUCAAAGGUUCACCAAACCGCUGGGAGGGACCAACAGUGAGUCCUGCGCCGCCUCACACCACAUCGACGCCCGCUGAUUUCCCUGCACAGACACCCCGUUUCAACAGCCAGCAUGAGUCUGACGUACUGUACAAUGCGCAACAAUCAACACAGGACGUCAAGCGCAUUGCCGACCAGUCGGCCAUUAAAGAACUAUCUGCAUCCUCAUCUCGUCCCCCGCCGCCUCACCCGAUUUUGAAGAAGUCCAGAGGAGAUUCCAAGUCCGGACCACGGCCAACAGCACGGUUUGUAUCACCUCAUGACUCUACCGAUGAAGACUUCAAAACCAGCGAGGGAACGUCUUCAGGAAGCACAGCCGCUAGCGGUUUAGAGAUGCGACCAUCAACAAUGGCAUCACCAGCGAGGCUCAAUAAGAAGAAGCCUUCCACCCCAACCAAGCGUUUCGUUGCCUCAGCGUCCAACAAGAGGAGACCAGUUCUUCCCAGAAGGCUCAGCUCGCAGUCUUCAACGAAUUCGGAUGUUAUGGCCAAAGAUGUUGGUUCUGCAAAUGGGACUAAGCAUGUUGGAAGUUACAAUGUGGUUCACCCUCAGGUCGAACAGACUACUGCACAGAACUCCUCUGUUUCUGAGGUGAUGGAACCCCCUCCAAGUGCCAAAGCAUUGGGAAAGCGACCGGCGAACCGCACAAACUCAGAAAAGUUAAACCCUCUGAAAUCACCUCCUGUAAUCGAGGAGCGGCGAAGGCCAGUCAUUGUGCAGACGACAAAUCGUGCACCAGCCCCACCACCGCUCGACAAGUCGGCCAUGGAAAAUACUACGCAAGAUGCAAGCAGGGUGAGGCAGGAAGGCCCCAAGACGCCUACCUAUGCCCCAUUGUCUUCUCCAGCGCUGUCAUCGCCAAGAAUUGGGUCAUUCUCUUCAUCACGCUCUGUUUUCUCGGCCCCACGAAUGGAAAGAACAUCAUCAAACUCUGAAACUUACCGACCGCGUGAAGCUAGCAUAGGACGUGGUCCUUCUCAUCUGGGACUGUUAUCCGGCGCUACGGCAAAGACAUCAACUGUGGCCGCUGUAGGCCAUGUAUCCAUUUCCGGCGAGCCUGAUAGACGCGCGUUCGAAGCAUUGGGAAGUUUCAGAGAAGAUACCGAGCCCAAAGGCACUCCCAGACGAACAUCCUCAUCAUCUCAUUUCACACCAACUAUGCCCAGUGCUACCCCCGAGGUUCCCCUGGCAAGGACAAGAAGUCAACUGACGCUCCUCCUAGAGCGCGAAAAAGAACGUCUCGGAGAUAGGCCAAGACAAAGAUCUUGA
This is a messenger RNA of Colletotrichum truncatum, 1569 nucleotides long. Lineage: Eukaryota; Fungi; Ascomycota; Sordariomycetes; Glomerellales; Glomerellaceae. The record is from RefSeq and is a predicted model, not a curated record.